AGCUGAUUAAAACAAGAAGAAAAGCCAAGGAAGUCUCUGCUUAAACCCUAAAUUCCCAAAAAAUGGAGCUGCAAUCAGUUUGUCGUGGGUUUCCCACCUCGAAUUUCGGUUUAUCCAGCCGCAUAGUCCCUCAUCAACUUGUUUUAGCAAGCCAUGCUCGGCUGAGGGAUCAAAGACUCCGUAAACAUAAUGGAAUUGCUUCCAAAUCAUAUUUGAUGCCAGGAUUGAAAAGUUUUGUGAAUGAGUCUUCAAUCCUGAGCUUGAACAGAGGAGCUAUUAAGUGCGCUUCGAAUUCUAGUGAUGCAAAGCUGGAAUUCUCAGGAGGGGAAAACUCUAAUGUUCCUUUUAGAAGAGUUGAUGGGGUGGAGCCUUUUCGUGGUAAAUCGGGUUCAAUUUCAUUCCAUGGGUUGACACACCAGUUGGUAGAGGAAGGGAAGUUGGUUUCAGCCCCUUUCGAUGAAGUGAAGGGCUCGUUCCUUUGGUUUUUUGCCCCUGCUGCUUUAAUAUCGUCGUUGCUUCUUCCACAGUUCUUUAUUGGUAAUGCAAUCGAGGCUUUCUUGAAGGACGAGAUUAUCAUAGAAAUCGUGACUUCAUUAUCUUAUGAGGCUGCGUUUUACGUGGGCCUUGCAAUAUUUCUGCUUGUAACUGACCGAGUACAGAGGCCGUAUCUGCAGUUCAGUACAAAGAGGUGGGGUCUCAUUACUGGCCUAAGAGGAUACUUGACAUCCGCUUUCUUUACAACGGGCUUCAAGGUCAUUGCCCCUCUAUUUGCUGUUUAUGUAACCUGGCCGUUGCUUGGCUUGCCGGCCUUGGUUUCUGUGGUUCCCUUUCUAGUUGGCUGUGUUGCUCAACUUGCAUUUGAGACGGGUCUUGAAAAGCAAGGGUCAUCUUGUUGGCCUCUAGUUCCCAUUAUUUUUGAGGUUUAUAGACUAUACCAGUUGACAAAAGCUGCUUACUUUAUUGAGAAGUUGAUGUAUGCAAUGAAGGGUAUGCCUGCAUCCCCGGAACUGCUAGAAAGAAGCGGUGCCCUAUUUUCUAUGAUAGUGACCUUCCAAGUCGUCGGCGUGGUGUGCCUUUGGUCCCUGAUGGCAUUUCUUUUGAGGCUUUUUCCUUCCAGACCUGUUGCCGAGAAAUACUGAUGUUUGUAUGGGAUGAUGCUGUAUAUUAUAGUUCUGGUUUCUUUGUUUGUCCAAGAUCUGUUUAAUCUUAAUUUUGAUAAUCUUCUAUCCACUGUAAUUAGGAUCUUCGCUUGACUAAUGUGGUUGAUUUGCACGCUGAUUUGAUGUUCCUCUUCCUUGAA
Molecule: messenger RNA, 1300 nt
Organism: Prunus persica (peach)
Lineage: Eukaryota; Viridiplantae; Streptophyta; Magnoliopsida; Rosales; Rosaceae
Exons: 5
Coding region: 63-1139 (358 amino acids)
Cellular component (GO): chloroplast
Source: RefSeq, a predicted model, not a curated record